AUGCCACGUUUCACGGAACUCCUGCAAGAAAACGCGGGCGCGAGCGCAUUCAGCACGAGCAAACCGCCUGUUGACAGAUCGGGAUCCGAUCCGCGGAUCGACCGUCUUAUGGCGCGGCUUCUGACGGCUGCUGCGGUGCUGGCGCUGGUGCAUACGUCCCUACUCUUUGUGCCGACGUUGAGGCCAGCGCGCGCCAUCCGCGCCGGAGCUGCGCUCGGCGCGCGCGGGGCGCCGAGCGGGGCGCCGCCGAGGGCCGAAGGGAGCAACGCUUAUGGCGCGGCGCAAGCGAGUCAGCCGCUGCUAUGCGCCCUCGCCCUUGUGCUGCCCGCCAUCCGUCGCGCGCGCACGGCGCGGACGGCGCGGACGGGGGCGCGGACGGUGCGCCGGGCCUGGCCCUGGGAGGAGGAGGACCCGUAUGCAAAGUGCACCGCCUUGAAGCUGCAGAUCGGCAUGCAGUUCUCCAAGAACAUGCUCACUACCCUGAACAAGCUGGCAGAUACCGCAGACACCUCUUCGGAUGCAGGGCUGCAUCAGCUGAUGCUGGACGUGGUGCUGGCCAUCAAGCGGGCGGAGACCUCCUGGCGCUACGCCAGCUGCGACUUCUUGCUGUUUGACGCGGAGGACGAGGGCCGCGCCGCAGGGGCCAAGCUGCAGCGCUGGGGGCUGGAGGCUCAGGAAAAAUGGGGCGAUGGAGACUGGGACAAGGAUAAGGGCGGAGGCGUGACCGAGUACCUGGUGGUCACGCUGAUGCUCAGCUGCUACGGCGCCAUCCUGGGGGAGGAGAAGGAGGCCAAGAUCCGGAGCAUGUCGGACGUGAAGCGUGUCCUGGGGUCUGUGAGCGAGGUGCAGGAGGACGAGCUGUUGCAACUGGACGUGCAGUGGAUCCCAGAGGAGGAGGGCGACUCGCUGUCCGCCAUGGAGGUGACAAUGAAGUUUCCGGAGCUGGUGAUGAUUUGAAGCCAGUGCUUGGUCGGGGCACGAAGCAGUGGGGAACGGGAUCGCACCCCCCCCACCCCAGACAAAAAAUCCUAUCAAGCUGGGGUUACGGAGCAUAUGAGCCGUGGCUCCUUUAGACAGAGGUUUAGUCCUGUUUUUGUGCGGGGCGCCCUGCAAGCUGCAAGACCCUAGGCGGCUGAGAAAA
This is a messenger RNA of Effrenium voratum, 1141 nucleotides long. Lineage: Eukaryota; Dinophyceae; Suessiales; Symbiodiniaceae. The record is from the annotation of a GenBank genome assembly.